GCCGGGGUCUAAGGAGAACCUGGGAAAGGCUUUACCGCCGUUACCUUCUCGUCUGCUGCGCUUGACCCUUCCCAGCACCCGCGAUGCCAAGGCCACUGCGAGGGACGAGGGAUUGUCGGGGUUGAGCCCCCACUGAGCCGAGGGCUCACGCUCUUCAGAUCUCCCGGGCUCGCCCCACCUGAAGAAAUGAGUGGUGGAUUGGCCCCAAGUAAAAGCACAGUGUAUGUAUCCAACUUGCCCUUUUCCCUGACCAACAAUGACUUGUACCGGAUAUUUUCCAAGUAUGGCAAAGUUGUAAAGGUUACUAUAAUGAAAGAUAAAGAUACCAGGAAGAGUAAAGGUGUUGCAUUUAUUUUAUUUUUGGAUAAAGACUCUGCACAGAACUGUACCAGGUCAAUAAACAACAAACAGCUGUUUGGUAGAGUCAUAAAAGCAAGCAUUGCUAUUGAUAAUGGAAGAGCAGCUGAGUUCAUCCGAAGACGAAACUACUUUGAUAAAUCUAAGUGUUAUGAAUGUGGGGAAAGUGGACACUUAAGUUAUGCCUGUCCUAAAAAUAUGCUUGGAGAACGUGAACCUCCAAAGAAAAAAGAGAAGAAGAAAAAAAAGAAAAUUCCUGAACCAGAAGAAGAAAUUGAAGAAAUAGAAGAAAGUGAAGAUGAAGGGGAGGAUCCUGCUCUUGACAGCCUCAGUCAGGCCAUAGCUUUCCAGCAAGCCAAAAUUGAGGAAGAACAAAAAAAAUGGAAACCCAGUUCAGGGGGUCCCUCAACAUCUGAUGAUUCAAGACGCCCAAGGAUAAAGAAAAGCACAUAUUUCAGUGAUAAGGAAGAACUUAGUGAUUAAAAUUAUACUUACUAUGUUGGAAUCAAUGUGGAAAUUACUUAUCCUAUCAAAAGAAUCUUAAGCUCUCCUUUCAUCAUUGUCAAAGACAGAAUACCAAGGCAGCUGAGCAGGAGGCACAGAGAAAAUACAGAUGCAGCACCAAACACAAGCCAUUUACCAUAGUAUGCAAUUUUCACAGACUAUUUGCAGAACAUAUGGAAAGAAGGUAAAGCCUCUUUGGAAAGCAGUUUGAUAAGCACUGUUACUAAAGUAACAAUGUAAGUAAUUACAGUUAGAGACAACCCUAGGUCCACAGAAUGGGUUUAACUACUGUCAGUUAUUUUAAAAAUUGCUUUCAUAAGAUCCAAAUUUUAAGACUCCUUAGGUACUGUUAUAGAUAGCAUCAAUUAAUAAUUUCAGUUAAGCACUGGUUGGUUUGUCUCAGUGGUUAUAGUGUUGGCCCAGGGUCCUGGGUUUGAUUCUGGCCAAGGGCAUGUGUGUCCAUUACAGGCUCAAUCCCUGGCCCUGGUUGAUGCGCAAGCACUGUUUUAAAAUCACUACAAAUAUAAACUAACAAUCCCUUUUAGGUAGACAUUAUUUUCAUCAUUAUAUAGAUGACAGAAUUGACGCACAGAGAGGUGAAGUAAUGUACCCAAAGUCAGUCAUUAAGCACAAAUAGGAUUUCAAUUCAGGCAAACAGCCCUGGCCAGUUUGGCUCAG
Miniopterus natalensis is the source of this 1539-nucleotide messenger RNA. It is a transcript of the gene ZCRB1, whose product is annotated as zinc finger CCHC-type and RNA binding motif containing 1. Gene Ontology annotation, biological process: mRNA splicing, via spliceosome. The record is from RefSeq and is a predicted model, not a curated record. Gene Ontology annotation, molecular function: RNA binding; zinc ion binding. Gene Ontology annotation, cellular component: U12-type spliceosomal complex. Lineage: Eukaryota; Metazoa; Chordata; Mammalia; Chiroptera; Miniopteridae.